Molecule: messenger RNA, 1416 nt
Organism: Triticum turgidum subsp. durum (durum wheat)
Lineage: Eukaryota; Viridiplantae; Streptophyta; Magnoliopsida; Poales; Poaceae
Source: the annotation of a GenBank genome assembly
AUGGCGCCUGCCGCGUUCGACGCCGAGGCCGGCGGCCCGGCGAUCGUGGCCGCGGCAGGCAACGACGCGCACAAGCCCGCCCCCGGGGCCGGGGCCGACGCCGACGCCGGCGCCGCCUUCGUGCUCGAAUCCAAAGGGACGUGGUGGCACGCGGGUUUCCACCUGACGACGGCGAUCGUGGGGCCGACGGUGCUGACGCUGCCGUACGCGCUGCGGGGGAUGGGCUGGGCUCUCGGCAUCACCACGCUCUCCCUCAUCGCCGCCGUCACCUUCUACGAGUACUCCCUCAUGUCCCGCGUGCUCGACCACUGCGAGGCGCGCGGCCGCAGGCACAUCCGCUUCCGCGAGCUCGCCGCCGACGUCCUCGGCUCCGGCUGGAUGUUUUACUUCGUGGUGAUUGUGCAGACGGCCAUCAAUACAGGGGUUAGCAUCGGUUCCAUCUUGCUGGCGGCCGAUUGCAUCGAGCAUGAGAUCAUGUAUUCGAGCCUUGCUCCCGAUGGUCCCCUAAAACUGUACCACUUCAUCAUCAUCGUGGCUGUGGUGCUGGCCUUCCUCUCCCAACUACCAUCGUUCCACUCGCUGCGGCACAUCAACUUGGUCUCACUACUCCUAAGCUUGGGCUACACCAUCCUUGUGUCUGCUGCUUGCAUUCGUGCAGGUUUGUCGAAAAACGCUCCAGCCAAGGACUACUCUCUAAGCUCAUCCAAGUCAGAGCAGACCUUCAAUGCCUUCCUCUCCAUUUCCAUCCUGGCAUCUGUUUUCGGCAAUGGCAUUAUCAUAGCCCAAAGUGCUACCUUGGCGCCGCCGGCCGCCGGAAAGAUGAUGAAGGCUCUGGUGAUGUGCUACUCCGUCAUAGGCUUCACCUUCUACCUCCCGUCGAUCACCGGGUACUGGGCGUUCGGCAGCCAGGUCCAGUCCAACAUCCUCAAGAGCCUCAUGCCGGACUCGGGGCCGGCCCUCGCGCCGACCUGGCUGCUGGGCCUCGCCGUUCUCUUCGUCCUCCUCCAGCUCCUAGCCAUCGGCCUCGUGUACUCCCAGGUGGCAUACGAGAUCAUGGAGAAGAACUCAGCGGACGCGACGCAGGGCAAGUUCUCGCGCCGGAACCUGGUGCCCCGGCUGCUGCUGCGGACGCUUUACCUGGCCUUCUGCGCGCUCAUGGCCGCCAUGCUGCCCUUCUUUGGUGACAUUGUCGGCGUGGUCGGCGCCGUAGGGUUCAUUCCACUCGACUUUGUCCUCCCCGUCAUCAUGUACAACAUCGCGCUUGCGCCGCCGAGGAGGUCCACGCUGUACAUCGCCAACACGGUCAUCAUGGUCGUCUUCACUGGCGUCGGGGCCAUCGGCGCCUUCGCCUCUAUACGGAAGCUCGUGCUAGACGCCGGCCAGUUUAAACUCUUCAGCAACAACGUAGUCGACUGA